ACUAUGCUGCGUGUGUGCGGUGCAGCAGACCUGUGCGCUUCAGAGACGGGGAAGGGCGAUCGCAAGCGGUUACUGAACGACAUCAAACUUUAAAAGGGCUUUAUCCUGUUCAGAUCUGGAAGAUCGCUCUCAUCGACGCUGCAGGGCGAUUCUCACAGAUCAGCCCGGUUUGAGGUGUUCCGAGUGUGCACGGGUUCAGUCCAAAGCGAUGGUUGAAUCCUGCGUCCAGACAGAUGCAGCUAAAGCCACAAUAGCUAGCAACGCCAGAACGGAGAUGUUGUGUUUUGUGUUUAAUCUCUGGUGAACUCUUGAUCUUAAUCGUUUAAAAAAAAAAUUUGGAAGAUUUGCAAGUCUUGAGGAACCUCGUUCUGUCGCUUUGAAUUCUUGGACAACCGAUUCGACACAACGAGGACGGUGUGCGUUUCGGGCGUCUUUGCAUUUUUUGUUGUUGUCCGUUUAUACUAUCGCUGCAAAGAGAUCUAUCAAUUCAGCACAUACAUCCGACGGGAGCGAGUAAGGUGGUGUGCUGUGAACGCAUAUCUCAUCAUCUCUGUGAGUGAAUUUAUUAUUUUAUCUCAAAACCAGGAUUUCUGGAACAAGGUGAAAAUUAAUUCAGAAUUCCAAAACUGAGCAGAAGAAAUAAAUCCGAUUUUUGAUUGCGAGAUCAGAUGCUGAGCGCCGUUUCAGAUGUAAAGCGUUGUUUGUACACUCCAUUUGAAUCUGAUCGACGUUCUGUGGUAUCUUUUUUUGGUUUUUUGGUGAAAGGGGGUAAAGAUAACUUUUGGUUUCCGUAACUGAGACUCCUGAAAGCCGAAAUCCUCCUGGUUCAAAUAUUUACUUAACCUCAGCCAGGGACCGCUUUGUUCCAGUCGGUGCCUUUGGGAGGGGUUCAGGAACAAUUCAACUCACAUCUUGGAUUAUUACGGCAUUUCCUCGGAAAAAGGGGUACAUUUCUGAAGAUGUAUCCUCAGGGUCGACACCCGGCACCCCAUCAGCCUGGUCAGCCAGGUUUUAAAUUCACUGUUGCGGAAUCGUGCGACAGGAUUAAAGACGAGUUUCAGUUUCUGCAAGCCCAGUAUCACAGUCUGAAGGUGGAGUAUGAUAAGCUGGCUAAUGAGAAGACAGAAAUGCAGCGUCACUAUGUUAUGUACUAUGAAAUGUCUUACGGACUGAAUAUUGAAAUGCACAAACAGACUGAGAUUGCAAAAAGACUCAAUGCAAUUUUGGCUCAAAUCAUGCCUUUUCUGUCACAAGAGCACCAACAGCAGGUUGCACAGGCUGUUGAGCGUGCCAAGCAGGUGACCAUGACCGAGCUGAAUGCCAUCAUCGGGGUACGUGGACUUCCCAAUCUGCCUCUCACCCAGCAGCAGCUCCAGGCACAGCACCUCUCGCACGCGGCUCAUGGGCCCCCCAUCCAGAUGCCCCCCCACCCCUCGGGUCUCCAGCCUCCUGGCAUCCCCUCGGUCCCGGGUUCGGGCGCCGGCCUGCUCGCCCUGGGAGCUCUCGGCAGCCAGGCCCACCUGCCGGUCAAGGACGAGAAGAACCACCACGAGUUGGACCACAGAGGUCAAUCAUCCUUUCACCUGCCACUCGCGAUCCCAUUGGUAAAAGAGAGAGAAUCCAGUACGAAUAAUUCGGUGUCCCCGUCGGACAGCCUGCGCGCUGCGAGUGAGAAACACCGCGGCUCCUCGGACUACAGCAUCGACUCCAAGAAGAGGAAAGUGGAGGAGAAGGACAGCAUGAGCAGAUAUGACAGUGAUGGCGACAAGAGUGAUGACUUGGUGGUUGAUGUCUCCAAUGAGGAUCCAGCCACCCCCCGCGUCAGCCCUGCCCACUCGCCGCCGGAGAACGGUCUGGACAAAUCGCGGACGAUGAGCAAGAAGGAAGGUCCCAACAGCCCCGCCUCCGUCGCUUCCUCCAGCAGCACGCCUUCCUCCAAAACCAAAGACCUGGUCCAUAAUGACAAGUCUUCAACCCCUGGUUUGAAGUCCAACACACCAACUCCGCGAAACGACGCCCCCACCCCGGGCACUAGCUCCACCCCGGGACUGCGGCCGCUGCCAGGGAAGAUGCCUGGCAUGGAGUCACUAGCUCCAGCAUUACGGACUCCCCUCUCCAUCGCCGGUCCCUAUGCCAGCCCCUUCGCCAUGAUGGGACACCAUGAGAUGAACGGCUCCCUGACGAGCCCGGGGGUGUACGCUGGGCUCCAUAACAUCUCCCCACAGAUGAGCGCCGCCGCUGCAGCUGCAGCUGCCUACGGCCGCCCCAUGGGUGGCUUUGACCCACACAGUCACAUGAGACCGGGACUCCCUGCCAGCCUCUCUUCCAUCUCUGGAGGAAAACCAGCGUACUCGUUCCACGUGAGUGCGGACGGGCAGAUGCAGCCGGUGCCCUUUCCCCCGGACGCUCUCAUUGGCCCCGGCAUCCCGCGCCACGCCCGGCAGAUCAACACGCUGAGCCACGGCGAGGUGGUGUGCGCCGUCACCAUCAGCAACCCAACGCGCCAUGUCUACACCGGCGGCAAGGGCUGCGUCAAGAUCUGGGACAUCAGCCAGCCGGGUAGCAAGAGCCCCAUCUCCCAGCUCGACUGCCUGAACCGUGAUAACUACAUCCGCUCGUGUAAGCUGCUGCCGGACGGGCGGACGUUGAUCGUCGGUGGGGAGGCGAGCACGCUGACUAUCUGGGACCUGGCAUCUCCGACCCCACGCAUCAAGGCUGAGCUGACCUCCUCCGCCCCUGCCUGCUAUGCUCUGGCUAUCAGCCCCGACGCCAAGGUGUGCUUCUCCUGCUGCAGCGAUGGCAACAUCGCAGUGUGGGACCUGCACAACCAGACCCUGGUCAGGCAGUUCCAGGGACACACAGAUGGCGCGAGCUGUAUUGAUAUUUCUCACGACGGCACAAAGCUCUGGACAGGUGGCCUGGACAAUACAGUUCGCUCCUGGGACCUGCGAGAGGGUCGACAGCUGCAGCAGCAUGACUUCACCUCGCAGAUCUUCUCUCUGGGUUACUGCCCGACUGGAGAGUGGCUGGCUGUGGGAAUGGAGAGCAGCAACGUGGAGGUCCUGCACCACACCAAACCAGACAAAUAUCAGCUCCACCUGCAUGAGAGCUGCGUGCUGUCCCUCAAAUUCGCCUACUGUGGUAAAUGGUUUGUCAGCACUGGCAAAGACAACCUUCUCAACGCAUGGAGGACCCCUUACGGGGCCAGCAUAUUCCAGUCUAAGGAAUCAUCGUCCGUCUUAAGUUGCGACAUUUCAGCUGACGACAAGUACAUCGUAACAGGCUCUGGUGACAAGAAGGCAACAGUUUAUGAAGUGAUCUACUAAACUGAAGGUGAAGGACCUUGCAGAGACUUGUCCACCUGUGGCUUGAGGGGGGGUGGCCCCUCCCCUUUAACACCAAAUGGAAUGUUUAGUGGGGCGGACUGUGACACGCAGAGACGUGGCCCCAGGACUUGCUUUUUUGUGGCUAUCUCUGGAUCGUUCUGGUGUCUUUCCUGGCUAUGGACUACACAGGGUUGUUCAUGCUCUCUAAGAGUUUUUUUUGGAGGGUCUGGAUGGAGCCCCCUGCACAGCAGCUCAUUUGCCAGUUACUGACCCGAGUUCCUACUCCACAGUACGAGUAAAUAUCGUCUGUCUUGGGAUUGUUGAAUAUUUUUUACGGGAGGAAAUUUCCUUAAUGUGACCGUGGAGCAGAGCUUCAUGUUUGACACUUGGCCGUGCUCCUAGAAGACCUGUGAAAAGUGUAAAUAAUGGAGUAAUAAAACAGAAACGUGUUUAUAUAUUUACCUGUCAUGGUACACUAGUGGUGUGUGUGGUUUUUUUUUUUUUUUGUGUCUGCUGUACUUUGGUAUUCACUGGUGACGGAUGGUGGAGGCUGUUUCGUUUGUUCUGCUAAGGCUGAAGUUCUGAAACCUUGUUCUUUUAUCUGUUUUGUACUGGAGCUGAAGGAAGCGGUAAAGAUGUGCUUGUUUCAGACACAACAUGGAUCCCCUUUGACACUGAAUAGUCUCAGCUGAGCACCUCCCUGCUUUUGUGAAGCAGCAUUGAAGGAAAGGAUACUGAAUUUGGCUCAGGAAGCUAAUAUGUGAAAAUAAAAAAACGAAUUACACUUUUUUUAUUUUUUAUUUUUUGAUAUUGUCAUGAACUGUGGUUUAACAACCUAGGCUUGUUAUACGCUUACUAACAAAGUGUUUUUCUUUCAUUGAAGAUAUUCUAAACAACAAAACUAACACACAAACUCCAGUCACACUUUGUUUUGCUGGGUUCAGUUUGAAGCUUCUGUCUACCUUUUUAUUUUUCUUUUGAAUUGUUUUUUGUUUUCUGCCAGAAUUGCCUCAAUUUCAAGUUUUACACUGUGCUUUUAAUUAAUAAAAAAUCCUGUUUCAAUGAUCACAUUGUCCUAGUAUGGACACGCCCAAGGUGAGAUGUCCUGGAGUUAUCUGCAGAGUCUGGAGGGGUUGUGCAGACGGGUUAAAGCAUGCGGUCACUUGCACUGAACUCUGGGCAGUUUGCUGUGACAAACCUAUUGUAGGGCUCAGGAGAUGGAUCUGAUUCCGAUAUCCGUGCUGGAGUUUAUCUGCGGAGGUGUUGAUUAGAAGUUCCGUUGAUGAACAGCAAUGCCCUCCUCGCCAUGGCUUGAAUGGGACAGCUAGACUAGCUGUGCAGUCCAAAGGAAGUGCAUUGGCUUCUGUGCACUCAAAUGUAUAGAAAUCAAGUCCCUCUACAAAAACCCAACAAAUCCUUCAUUUCCUCAACAGGAAACACAUUUUUUUUGUGCUUAAGUGUUUUGUGUUGGUUUGAAUGACAGUUAGUGAUUUUUUUUUUUUUUAAAUAUAUAUAAAUAAGACAAAAAGUUGGCAAUUUCGAAGUUUUAAAAUUACAUUUUUAAAUCUAACUUUUUUUUUUUUUAAUUGCCUGUUUUGUUUAAAUAAAUUCAAAGGCGGGGGGGGGGGGGGGGGGGUGUGUUAUACUGAUAGUCUUACUGUCUCAAACUUACACCAAAGUAUGUAGCAAACUUUGUGAUCAUUGAAGGUUAUGUACAGUUGUUAAUAAUUCAAUAAACUGUUUUUGUAAAAAUGCAA
Molecule: messenger RNA, 5083 nt
Organism: Polyodon spathula (Mississippi paddlefish)
Lineage: Eukaryota; Metazoa; Chordata; Actinopteri; Acipenseriformes; Polyodontidae
Product: transducin-like enhancer protein 3-B
Exons: 20
Coding region: 960-3326 (788 amino acids)
Biological process (GO): negative regulation of canonical Wnt signaling pathway; regulation of DNA-templated transcription
Cellular component (GO): transcription regulator complex; nucleus
Molecular function (GO): protein binding; transcription corepressor activity
Source: RefSeq, a predicted model, not a curated record